Molecule: messenger RNA, 408 nt
Organism: Jaculus jaculus (lesser Egyptian jerboa)
Lineage: Eukaryota; Metazoa; Chordata; Mammalia; Rodentia; Dipodidae
Gene: Kncn
Product: kinocilin
Exons: 4
Coding region: 1-408 (135 amino acids)
Cellular component (GO): ciliary basal body; apical plasma membrane; cuticular plate
Source: RefSeq, a predicted model, not a curated record
AUGGACAUCCCCCCCAGCAGCAGAGACUUCCACUGCCUGCAGCUGGCCUGUGUGGCCCUCGGCCUGGUGGCCGGCAGCAUCAUCAUCGGUGUCUCGGUGUCCAAGGCCGCGGCUGCUGUGGGCGGCAUAUUUCUUGGCGCUGCUGGGCUAGGGCUCCUUAUCUUCGCCUACCCCUUCCUAAAGGCUCGGCUCAACCUGGACCACAUUCUGCCUGCGAUAGGUGAUGGAAGUUUGGGAUGCUCUCUUCCUGCAGGAAACCUGAGAAUCCACCCCAACCCAGGCCCAGACCAUGGGGAAGGAAGAUCCAGCACCAAUGGCAAUAAGGAAGGAGCCCGCAGCAGCCUGUCCACUGUGAGCAGGACCCUGGAGAAGCUGAAGCCAGGAGGCCGUGGGGGCGAGGAGGGCUGA